Pistacia vera is the source of this 318-nucleotide messenger RNA. Its product is annotated as 1-aminocyclopropane-1-carboxylate oxidase 1-like. The record is from RefSeq and is a predicted model, not a curated record. NCBI's taxonomy places the organism in Eukaryota, Viridiplantae, Streptophyta, Magnoliopsida, Sapindales, Anacardiaceae. The transcript has 2 exons. The coding region runs from base 1 to 318 and encodes 105 amino acids.
AUGGAGAUCCCUAUGAUAGAAUUCAGUGAUCUCGAAGGUCAGAAGAAGGACAAAACAAUGGUGCUUCUGCAUCAAGCCUGUGAGAAAUGGGGCUUCUUCCAAGUUGAGAACCAUGGAAUAGACAAGAAGUUGAUGGAAAAGGUGAAGCAGCUGGUGAACUCACACUAUGAAGAUAAUUUGAAGGAAAACUUCUAUGAGUCAGAGAUGGCUAAAAGGUUGAACAACAAAGAUAAUUUAAAUGAUACGGACUGGGAAAGUAGCUUUUUUAUUUGGCAUCAUCCAAAAUCUAACAUCAAUGAAAUUACAAAUCUUAUUUGA